Messenger RNA from Haliotis rubra (blacklip abalone), 621 nucleotides. Its product is annotated as early nodulin-75-like. The transcript has a single exon. Lineage: Eukaryota; Metazoa; Mollusca; Gastropoda; Lepetellida; Haliotidae. The record is from RefSeq and is a predicted model, not a curated record. The coding region runs from base 1 to 621 and encodes 206 amino acids.
AUGGAGAUACACACCGGCUACAACUGGCUACCCAUCUCACAGGGAGAUACACACCGGCUACAACCUACCUCACAGGGAGAUACACACAAGCUACAACUACAACCUCUACCUCACAGGGAGAUACACACCGGCUACAAUCUACCUCACAUGGAGAUACACACCGGCUACAACCCAACCUACCUCACAGGAGGAGAUACACACCGGCUACAACCUACAUCUCACAGGGAGAUACACACCGGCUACAACCUACCUCACAUGGAGAUACACACCGGCUACAACCUACCUCACAGGGAGAUACACACCGGCUACAACCUACCUCACACGGAGAUACACACCGGCUACAACCCACCUCACAGGGAGAUACACACCGGCUACAACCUACCUCACACAUGGAGAUAUACACACAUGGAGAUACACACCGGCUACAACCCACCUCACACGGAGAUACACACCGGCUACAACCUACCUCACACGGAGAUAUACACCAAUAAUAACCCACCUCACACGGAGAUACACACCGGCUACAACCCACCUCACACGGAGAUACACACCGGCUACAACCUACCUCACAGGGAGAUACACACCGGCUACAACCUACCUCACACGGAGAUAUACACCUAA